Pelmatolapia mariae (spotted tilapia) is the source of this 2699-nucleotide messenger RNA. RefSeq names its product influenza virus NS1A binding protein a (gene ivns1abpa). Gene Ontology annotation, molecular function: protein binding. Lineage: Eukaryota; Metazoa; Chordata; Actinopteri; Cichliformes; Cichlidae. The record is from RefSeq and is a predicted model, not a curated record. Bases 502 to 2547 code for a protein of 681 amino acids. The transcript is spliced from 14 exons.
CCAUUCUGGCACAGAGACAGUCGAAGUUUGACUGAGUGUCGACGGUCCUUUACUGAGGAAGAAAAGACCUACCGUUAGCUCCACACGCCGUGCCUGUAGCCGCGUUGCGUCUUUUCUCCAGCUCGACUCCACCAAGUCUGAAUUCGCAUUAAAUAUGUCUCAUAUCAUUUGUUAUCAAACGCCUCAGGUUAUAAUGUGCAACAAACACAGAAUAAGUACUACUCUAUAGCCAACGGGAUACCAAGGACUCGAUUGCAGUCGCUUCAAGCCUGAUAGUUUGUCCUUGUGGCUGCUUCCCCUCUCCAUUCUGCUCAGUGGUCAGCUGGCAUUUCUUCUGACAACUUCCCAUCCCUCUCCCUGGGUGAAGAAGACUUAGUUCUCACAGCGAUCUUAGUCUGCUUUGCCUGGUGCCUACGUUUGUUUCCUGUUCUGCUCUCAGCAGUGGUGCUUCCCUGGAUUUGAAUUAUUCUCUAUUAGAUAAUUUGUCAAAAUUUUUCCAAGAUGAUUCAAAACGGUUAUUUGAUCUUUGAGGAUGAAAGUUUCCUGGACUCUACCGUGGCCAAAAUGAAUGCCCUGAGGAAAAACGGGCAGUUCUGUGAUGUUAGGCUGCAGGUGUGUGGUCACGAACUCAUGGCCCACCGUGCAGUUCUGGCUUGCUGCAGUCCCUACCUGUUUGAGAUCUUUAACAGUGACAUCGAGUCUCAUGGAGUCUCGCAUGUCACUUUUGAGGACUUGGACCCAGAGGCUGUGGAGAUCUUGCUAAACUACGCCUAUACUGCCCAGUCAGUAGCAGCUCUGACCUUUGACCCUUACGCCCAUCUCUUUAUGAUUCUUAGCCUUUGGUUGAUAACGACUUUGCGUUUUCUGUGUAAUAGACUCAAGGCAGACAAGGAGCUGGUCAAGGAAGUUUACUCUGCAGCCAAAAGGUUCAAAAUGGAGCGAGUCAAACAGAUUUGUGGCGACUACCUGCUGUCUAAAUUGGAUUCCCAGAAUGCCAUCUCCUUUCGAAACUUUGCCAGCUCCAUGGGAGAUGCUAGAUUUUUGUCCCAGGUAGAUGCCUUCAUCCAAGACCAUCUACUGGAAGUGUCUGAACAGGAGGACUUCCUUAAACUUCCCCGCCUUAAGUUGGAGGUAAUGCUAGAAGACAACCUCACCCUGCCCAGCAAUGGCAAGCUCUACUCGAAGGUUCUCAACUGGGUGCAGCGUAGCCUGUGGGAGAACGGUGACCAAUUGGAACGACUGAUGGAGGAGGUGCAAACGCUGUACUACUCACCUGACCAUAAGCUGGUGGAUGGAGGGCUGGUGAUUGAGGGGCACAGUGAGGUGUUUGGUGGCGAGGAGGACCACCUUCAGUUUGUGCAGAAGAAACCUGUACGGGAGAGCGACCAGCGACAGAUGAGCUGCAGCUCUUCAGGAAGCCUGUCUCCCUCCAACCAAGCAGCAAACGCCCCAAAGCAGACCGCCAGGAGAGAGUGGAAAUACAUCGCCUCUGAGAAGACCGCAAACAACAACUACUUGUGUCUGGCUGUGCUGGACGGUGUGCUGUGUGUGAUCUUCUUGCACGGUCGCAACAGCCCUCAGACAUCUCCCUCUGCCACUCCCUGCUUGAUGAAGAGCCUCAGCUUCGAGGCCCAGCCAGAAGAGCUCGAAGAGCAACCGCUCUCACCCAUGCAUUAUGCUCGCUCCGGCCUGGGCACCGCAGCCUUGAAUGGAAAAUUCAUUGCAGCAGGGGGCUACAACAGAGAGGAGUGUCUGAGGACUGUCGAGUGUUACGACCCCAAGGAGGACCGCUGGACUUUCAUCGCACCCAUGCGGACUCCAAGGGCUCGUUUCCAGAUGGCCGUGCUCAUGGGUCAGCUUUACGUGAUUGGAGGUUCAAACGGACACUCUGAUGAGCUGAGCUGUGGGGAGAAAUACGAUCCACGCACUGAUGAGUGGACUCAAGUACCAGAGCUGAGGACGAAUCGCUGCAACGCAGGUGUCUGCUCCUUGAACAACAAACUCUAUGUUGUGGGAGGGUCGGAUCCCUGCGGGCAGAAGGGUCUGAAGAACUGUGACGCUUUUGACCCUGUGGCCAAAACCUGGACCAACUGUGCCUCCCUCAACAUCAGGAGGCACCAGGCAGCAGUGUGCGAGUUGGACGGCUUCAUGUAUGCGAUUGGCGGGGCAGAGUCGUGGAAUUGCCUGAACACCGUGGAGCGCUACAACCCCGAGAACAGCACCUGGACUCUGAUAGCUCCCAUGAAUGUGGCUCGCAGAGGGGCCGCCGUUGCCGUUCAUGCAGGCAAACUGUUUGUUGUCGGCGGCUUCGACGGCACCCACGCUCUUCGCUGCGUGGAGAUGUACGACCCCGCCUGCAACGAUUGGAAGAUGCUGGGCAGCAUGACCUCGUCUCGCAGCAAUGCAGGCGUGGCCAUGCUGGGCGACACCAUCUACGCCGUGGGUGGCUUCGACGGAAACGAGUUCCUUAACACGGUGGAGGUAUACAACCCCGAGACGGACGAGUGGUACGACUGCGCCAAAGCCCCGUCUCCCCUCUCUGACUGAGGGAAGACCGGGAGGAGGGAGAGCAGGGGAUUGGAGUUUCACAGUGCUUCACCUAUUUUCAUUUUCCCCCCAAACUAACAGGCUUAGUGACGUAAUCGUGUUUCGUGAUGAUCUGUGUGUAUGAGCGGAUACGUGUGGGGGUGGGGGGACGU